AGAUGAAAAAGGAGAUGAAAGAAGGAAAUCAGGAUCCCGGUGUUUGUUGCAGUCCAAACGCAUCUCUUGUUCGUGGCGCGCGCCGUGUGUUUAUUAUUAGGGUUUUAUAUCUCUUCCUCCCACCCACCCACCCAGAAUUCGCAUCUCUCUCUCUCUCUCUCUCCCAACCUUAGAAGCAUCACGCGCGCUGCGCUGCAAGUGAACUUUUACCUCGCAUGUUCUAGGGUUUCGGGAAUUUCCCAUUUUAUUCGAUCACACCAGUGAUGACCGAAUUCCCCUUACAAGACAAUGCUGCGGUUACAGGAAAACCCGACGACAACUGUUCCAGCCCGUUAAGUGAGCCUCAAGCUAGGGUUUCGCGAAUGGACGCUUCGACGGAAGAGUUUAGGGUUUUCUCCGAGGAUGAUGGUAAUCGUCGAGAUUCGGAGAAAUUUGGGGGUUCUGAUAGCAAAUCUCUGUUAUCGGAAUUCGACGAGUUCGUGGCUGCUGAGAGAAGCGGGUCGAGGGAUCUUGGAUAUGGUUUUGAAGUGGGUGAUAUGGUUUGGGGAAAGGUGAAAUCUCACCCAUGGUGGCCCGGUCACAUAUACAAUGAAGCAUUUGCAUCACCUUCGGUUCGUCGUACGAAGAGGGAAGGUCAUGUUUUGGUGGCUUUCUUCGGCGAUAGCAGUUAUGGGUGGUUUGAACCAGCUGAACUCAUUCCGUUUGAUUCAAAUUUUGCCGAGAAAUCGCAGCAGACGAAUUCGAGAACAUUUUUGAAGGCCGUGGAAGAGGCAGUUGAUGAAGCCUGCAGGAGGCGUGGUCUUGGGUUAGCUUGUAGAUGUAGAAACCCUGAUAAUUUUCGUGCCACAAAUGUUGAAGGGUACUUUUGUGUUGAUGUCGAAGAUUAUGAGCCAGGAGGGUUGUAUUCUGAUAUUCAGAUUAGGAAGGCGAGAAAUAGUUUUAAACCAAUUGAAACUCUUGCUUUUGUAAAGCAAUUGGCCGUUGCUCCACAUGAUGGUGAACGUGGAGGCAUUGGCUACACUAAGAAUAAGGCUACCGUUUCAGCUUAUCGGAAGGCCGUGUUUGAGCAAUUUGAUGAGACUUAUGCCCAGGCUUUUGGGGUGCAGCCGUUGCGCCCCACUCAUCCUAAGAAUAAUCCACUUGAUCAAGCUGUGACUGUGAGGCAUCCUCCUAGAGCUCCUUUGAGUGGUCCACUGGUGAUAGCAGAAGCCUUGGGUGGUGGGAAGAGUGCAGCCAAAUCUGUUAAAGUUAAGGACAAUUUGAAGAAGGAUAGGUACCUUUUUAAGCGGAGAGAUGAUACAAGUAACUCUUUCCAAUUGGCAUGCAAGGAGGAGACACCUGAUGCAGCUGCUCGUUAUGUAUUGCAGAAGAGGACUCCAGUUGAGCUUGUAACGCCGCAUAAUUUAGAAAAGCAUGAUGGUGCAGUUUCGACUUCAGAUGCUAAAGAAGCUUUUAGAGGUCAGGUUCAAGCAGAUUGCAGUGGUCUUACAUCUCAAGCCAUUUUCUCAGAUGCAAAGCCUCAUCUUGACAAGGGGAAGGAAUAUUCUGAAGAAGUGAAUCAUAGCAUUGAACGGGAUAAUGUUUCAAGUAAAAGCAUGGUUAGAUCUGAUUUGUUUGGUGAAUUGGCUUUACAAAACACAAUUGAUGAGACAUCUCAGCCAUCACAUCUGGAGAGAAAAGUUUCAGUUGAUGUUAAACAUGAUGGGAAUGCAAAACUGUCAGGACCAUGUGAGGAUUUGAAGCCAGGGGAACAUGGACUUCUGGCUGUUGCAGAUGGAGGAAAUGACAUGCAUCAAGCUAAGAGUGAAAAUAAUGUAUAUAGUUCACCAGUUGAAGCAAAGCAUCAUGAAAUUAGUGUGGUGAAAAAGAUAAAAGGUCAUAAGAGACCUGCAGAUGACUUGAAGACUUCUGCUGUUGGGGAGAAAAAGAAGAAAAAGAAAAAGGAUUUAAAUUUACAACAUACCUCAAGCUCUCUGGAGAAGCAUUCUACUCCUGGAAAGUCGGUACACCUCUCUGGAAAAUUGACAGGAAAAGAUGUCUCAGGUGGUUUGGCUCCUAGAGAGGAUUUGUCUGCAGAACAAAUGCAGGUAGAUGUUAAUAUCCGUAAUUUUCCCAUGGAUACCAUGGGAGAUGCUAAUUUUGAACUGCCGCAACUGUUGGGUGAUUUACAAGCUCUUGCUUUGGAUCCCUUUCAUGGCAUUGAAAGAAAGAUCCCUGCAGCUGUUCGACAGUUCUUUUUGCUGUUCAGAUCUCUUGUUUACCAAAAAAGCUUGUUCUUGUCUCCUCAGAGUGAGAAUGAAGCUCCUGAAAUUCGUGUUACUAAAUCUCCAAGUGUCAGGACAUCUGACAGUCCUGAUGAUCAUGCCAGAGCUUUGCCAGUGGUAAAACCUGUAAAACAUAUAGUUCGUCCUGAUGAUCCUACAAAAGCUGGGCGGAAAAGGGCCCCCUCUGAUCGGCAAGAAGAAAUUGCUGCAAAGAGGUUGAAGAAAAUCAAGGAUUUAAAGGCACUAGCUGCAGAGAAAGCAGGGGCCAACCAGAAAACAUCUGAAGCCCGGCGAGACGAUAGCAAAGAAUCCAUGUCCCAGGCUCCAUACAAGUUAGGGAGAGCAGACUCAACCAAGAAAGUGGACCGUCCAGCUAAGGCAGUUGAGCCCACUAUAUUGGUGAUCAAAUUUCCUCCCUCAACUUCCCUUCCAUCUAUUGCGGAGCUGAAGGCAAGGUUUGCUCGCUUUGGCCCAAUGGAUCAAUCAGGUUUCCGUGUAUUCUGGAAGUCCUCAACUUGCCGUGUUGUUUUCUUGCAUAAGGCUGAUGCACAAGCUGCAUAUAAAUAUUCUGUAGCAAACCAAUCCUUAUUUGGUAGUGCGGGUGUGAGGUGCUUUCUUCGCGAGUCUGGGGAUUCCGCUCCUGAAGUCUCUGAAGGUGUCAAGGCUAGGGUAGAUGAUGGUGCCAAUGAAACACCUCAGGUCAAGGACCCUGCAGUGGUUCAUCGCCAGACAUCGGUAUCAUCACUGCAACCUCUUUCACAGCCAAUGAUCCAGCUCAAAUCCUGUCUGAAGAAAUCAACCGGUGAUGACUCAGGUCAAGUUAUGGGUAAUGGAAGUAGUAAAGGAAACCCUCGUGUAAAAUUCAUGUUAGGUGGGGAAGAAAGUAGUAGGGGAGACCAAUUAAUGGUGGGUAGUAGAAACAACUUCAACAAUGCUAGUUUUGCUGAUGCUGGUGCACCUCCUGUUGCAAUGGAUUUUAAUAGUAAGAACAUUCCAAAGGCCCCUUCUCAACCACCGUUGCCUAUUCUUCCCCUUGCUACUCAGUUUACAAAAACUCCACAACAUAAUUUGCGUAAUUCUGAACUGGCAAUGGCACCCCGAAACAGUCCCAAUUUUAUUAACACCGCUGCAUCAGCUACUGCAACCACAGUUGAUAUAUCACAGCAGAUGAUGAACCUUUUGACGAGGUGCAGCGAUGUCGUGACUAACCUGACAGGUUUAUUAGGCUACGUGCCUUACCAUCCACUUUGACUAAAAAAAAAUUCGACGUUACACCGUAUCAUACACAAGAAAAAUUAGAGUUAGAUAUUGUGGAUGACUUGCUCAUAGAAAUGCAAAAAAUAGCAGUUGUGCAAGAGGGCGCGAGGUCACGUUGGGGCCGAGAGCAAUCCGAGAGGUUUUAUUUGAUGAUGUUUUUGGGCUCCAAAAUUGUAAAUGCACUCGUAUUAUCAUCGGCGUCUUAUUAGCUGCUUUUUCCUUUUCCGCUUUCCUAUUGGGGUGUACUCAGUUGAUAUAUCAUCGUUAAUGGCACAUGGAUGCUCACAUGUACUUCUGUACUCACCCUGUAUUUGUAUUGUACCUGAGAGGCUUGACCUUAUUGCCUACAUUACCUUAACCUUGCAACGACCUAAAUUUGGAGUCCUCGACUCCCUUCCCUUCCCUUCCCUCUGCUUUCGGGUCCCCAUUGCAUAAGAUUUGAUAAUUGCGCAUCAAUUUCAAAUUUGACGUCAUAGAAUGGUAGAGUUUGCUGAACAAUAACUAUAACCGUAUUUCUUUAGUAAAUCGCAUUACGCGACCUUUUGGAAGUUAGAAUGUUAUUUUUUAGGUCAAAAGUUAGAUUUUGUUCCAAAUAUAAACAUUGCACUAUUAUGCAUGAUAUGGGCUUCCAUGAUUUGUGCAUGAAAGGCUGCUAGUGAUGUAAAUAGCUAGUUCAUAAAUCGAAAUAAGGAAAAAAAUCGUUUGGUUCGAAUUUU
This is a messenger RNA of Abrus precatorius (Indian licorice), 4237 nucleotides long. RefSeq lists its product as uncharacterized. Lineage: Eukaryota; Viridiplantae; Streptophyta; Magnoliopsida; Fabales; Fabaceae. Bases 264 to 3515 code for a protein of 1083 amino acids. The transcript is spliced from 2 exons. The record is from RefSeq and is a predicted model, not a curated record.